AUGUCCUGUCAGUCGCUGGCGGCGCGAGCUUUCGCCGAGCCCGAGAAAGAACGGUGUGCAGUCGCCUUCCAUAGAUCAGUUCGGUUCAGUUCAGAGUCACGGAGCCCGAGAUCCAGUGAUCAAGAAUGCAAGAGGGAGACGCCAGGGUCAAUGUCUCUGACAGCGCUGUCCGUCAGUCCAGUGACACCCGGUUCAGCGAUGAGCCAAUCGGCGCCCCACGCUUCGGCCUUCGACUUUGACGAAUUGCCGGCUCCUUCGCCAACUUGCCGAUUUCCGAAGCUAGAGGAAUGUGCGCACUUUCACUAUGAGAGGGUCUCGCUUGGCGGGUUAAGUGUGGAGCUGGUGCCCUGUGAAGCUGUUGAGGGACUCCCGCAAGAAGGCUGGGUCUGUCUCAAAGUCCGUUCGCACGUAAACUCCACGUGCGACGAUUCAGUGGACAGCAGAACCCUCAGCGGCAGUUGGACUGAAGCCAGUGAUGUGAGGGAAUGGACGCUCACCAGAAACAAGGAGAACCUGUUGCAGUUGGACGAGAUGUUGCACAGGUGUAUAUACGACAGAAAAGUCUCCGGUCUACCGAAUCUUAAAGAGGCGAUGACAGCAGAGCUGAUGCAGGAUGAGCCGGAAUACCAGCAGCUGAUAGCAGAUUAUGUUCACCACCUGUCCAUCAUCGCCGACGACUCCAUCAAUUGUGGCCCAGCUCUUAACUGGCUACAGAUGGAUAAUAAAGGUCAUAAGCUCCUUGUGUCCAAUGAAGACUCAAAUUCAAUAAAUACACCCGCUGUGGCAGCUGCUUAUUCAGUCAGGAAAUAUGUCUCACAGGCCCGAGAUGAAAUAAGUUUUGAAGUGGGGGAUAUGAUCUCCAUUAUAGAUAUGCCUGGUCCCCAAGAAUCGACCUGGUGGCGAGGUAAGCGUGGUUUCCGAGUGGGUUUCUUCCCCCACCACUGUGUUGCUGUCAUUGGAGAUAAAGUGCCAAGACAUAUGACACAACCGCCGCCUAUCGUUGGGUCUGUAGCAGUGGCCCCAAUAAAACCGGUGCUCCGCAAGCAUGGAAAGUUAAUAUCACUGUUCCGAAGCUUCAUCCUCUCAAGACCAUCGAGACGGAGCCUCAAACAGCAAGGGAUUUUGAGGGAGAGGGUGUUUGGGUGCGAUUUGGGAGAACAUUUGUUGAAUUGCGGUCAUGAUGUGCCCCUGGUCCUAGUGGAAUGCUCGAGAGCAAUAGAGCGUCGUGGGGCAGUGGACGGCAUUUACCGUUUGUCGGGUGGGGCUGCGCUGACGCAACGUUUACGCGCCGCUUUCGACGCGGGACAUCCGCCCGAUCUGACCGCGCCCUUACAGCGGGAUCCGCAUGCCUUGGCUAGUUUACUGAAGUGCUAUUUUCGUGAGUUGCCAAACCCUCUCUGCACGUAUCAGUUGUACGAUAGUUUUGUGAGUGCGGUCCAAGUGCCUGAAGAGCAGCGGUUGAAGGCCAUGAGGGAUACCGUUGUUAAACUACCACCGCCGCACUAUAGGACCCUAGCGUAUCUCAUGCGUCACCUUCGCCGUGUGUCAUUGUUGAGCGAGUCAACGGGAAUGACAGCUCGCAAUAUGGCGAUCGUUUGGGCUCCUAAUUUGCUCUCUUCUCCUAAACCGCAACACGCUUUGCAGGGAGUUGCCGUACAGGCCGUUGUAACCGAAUUCCUGAUCUGUUACGCAGAAGAUUUGUUUGCGCAAGAACAGGGAGCUGACUCAGGUCCACAAUCUUUGGAACAGGAUCGCAUUGAGUGUCAAGUGGAGCUGCGAGGGCUAGAAGCAGGCAGGAGACCGAAGAGCUUACCCUUGCAUCCACCAACUAAACUAUUGAGUCUGGAAGAAGCCCGCCGUCGCGGCCAAGUGUGUGUCGGCAGUGAGAUUCUCGAAUACCCUCCCCCUUCGGGUGCUAUCGCGGCAGCUGCAACCACUCACCUCAAACCUGCUGGUCAUUUGAAACCGAAAUAUAUUGAGGUUGGCUCCGGACCAAAUAAUCUACCUCAGUACCACACUGUAUUGGAUUUACCAGCACCAGGUUCAAAGCGAGCCCUAAAGCGCUCAGUGUCAGGUUGGCGUGGGCUCUUCAGCAGGAGCAAGCUGCAUCGCCCCAGGCCCCACAGGCCACCACCUGCCACGCCCCCUCCGCCUGAAAUUGUGGCAAUUACUCUUCGACCGGCGAAGUCUUGCGAGUCUUUAGUGUCAGAGAGCGAUACCUUGGCACCUUUAGCGAUUAAAGCAGCCGCGCCCCUCAAACAUCACACUAGAUCGUCCUCCUGCGAUUCGUACUUUGAGCCGUGGCAGGCGGAGUUAGCGGGAAUGCGUUUACGCCUUUCGCCGCAGGAGAGAGACAGACAUAUGUUCAGCGAGGAGGACGAUACGGGACAGCAGGCACAGGAUGACUCGGCCUGUUCUUCGCCAGUGGAUUCGAAUCCCGCGAGUAACGAGCCAAGUCCAAGGAGAUUGUUACGCGCUGAAGUACAUCCCACCGACACUUUGGAAAGAAAACGCGUGGCCCUCGACAACUUGGAGCAACAAGACAUGGGUUAUAUCGACGAGAGCGGAACCUGCAGCCCACUAGCCGAGAAGAGACCGGCUUACAACCGACCACUAAGCCCAAGGAGGCAGGCUGUUGCUAAACGGUUGUGCAAAGACCGCGACAGUCCGCUGUCUUCUACUUCUGAUUUCCAAGCGACACUUUCAAAUGUCAAACUGAGAGAAAGAAAUUCGCCACGGAAACAAAAAAACUCAGCGCGCUACAGCGGCUUGCACGCCCCGGUUCUAAAUGACCCGGACAAACCGGUCACUCGCCUCACGUGGCACGGAAAAGACGGGCAUUCUACCCUUAUAAAAAUAGACUGGCCGGCCGAAACCUCUACCGGUAACCUCACGACCAGCACCAUAAAUUCUAGUCCCAUAACCCCAGUCACGCCAAACUACGAUCCGCUGGAGAGUGACUCGGAAACCAGCGAAAACAAACAUACGAUAAAAAUAACCAGCGACUGCGAUAACUGUGAUGAGGAAAAAUGUCUCAAAUGUGAACUGAAAGCGACCGAUUACGAAAAUAUGAAAGAUAUCCGAGAUUAUUCAGAACAAACACACGAGAGUUUAGAAGCCAGCCCACUACAUUCGACAGAUAUAAGUUACCAGAAUCUCAAUAGACUGUCGGCGGUGUCGACGUCAUCAAAUUCAGAACAAAUAUCGAAGAAAGAGGAUCUCAUGAAAAUAAUGACUUCGUCGCAUGAGAGUUCGUCUAGCUAUUCGAAUGUUAGCUUGAAACACGACGAGUUGUACGAAUGCUACAACUAUACGAGGCCGAAUUAUAUAAAUUUACAAUCUUCCAGUACGUCUAAAAGCUCUCCGGGUAGUCCAUUAAAAAGUCCUCUCAAAUCUACCAUAAGUAUUACAUUCCGUUCGCCCACAAAGUCAAAGUCGCCAGAUUACGAACCGAUAAUCAAUGACACCCCUACGAACGAAAGAGAUUCUGUCUAUGAAGAUAUAGAUUUAGACAAAAAUCUGUCUAUAGUCGAAGAAGCAACCAUUCCUCAGACUGAUGCAAGUUUGCCAACUCAGCAAGCGUGCCAACCUGAAGAUUUUACCCAAGACCUUAUUAUAUUAGAGACGCCGACGGAAACUGAUCUAGAUGAAAACGUAGAUGUCUAUAGUCAAGUUAAAUUCUUUAGAAAAAGCAUUGAAGAAGUCAAUGCUAUGAUAUUAGAAUCUCCGGAAAGAGAUAUCGAUUAUGAAAAUGUUAAUUUUAAUACAGAACGUGAUUAUGAAAAUAUUAACGUUGAUACUCUAAAAAUCUGUGAUAAAGUAGAUAUAAGUGCAAAGGAAAAUGAAUCUAUCGAACAUGAAAACGGAAAUGUGAUAAAACCGAAAGUCCCAACAAAUUUAAAUGUUCGUGAAUUAGCCAUACGUUUCGAAAGUCCUACCGAACAGAAGGGUCCGUUUUCUUUUGAUAAAUUCAAAACUGAAGUUAAGUUCUCUGCUGAGAAUACAUUGGAAAAGGAUACACCAGAAAUAUCUAAGGAGAAGAAAAGAGACGCAGCCGUAAAAUUACCGCCGCCCGUUUCACCAAAAACUUACAAAUUAUCAAAAAACUCAUGCAACGCUCGAUCUUUGGAUGAAAAUGCCUUCAUCAAAGAAUUUGGUACUGAUAAAGAUAGACGUAAAAGUUUAGAAGUACGCGAUGUCAAAAGGACGUCUAAAUUCCUCCCAGAUUUAAACCUCAAUACCGAAGAGCCUGAGCCAAAAAUCGAUAGUAUAACACCCACAACUGAAAACAAAAUAUCCCUCGUUCAACGGUUUGACGUGAAACCUGAUAUAAAGAACCUAAUAGGCUUCGAAACGGAGAAGAAAUUGAGCAGGGAGCGAAUAGAGAAGUAUAAGGAAGAACGUAGGAAUUUCUUGCGGGAAAAAUAUAGUUCACAAUCGUUUAGAAGUAAUCCAGAGCAAUUGACGCGGAUCAAAUUAAAAAAGGAAGAUGAAAAAAUUGAGAAUUGUGAAAGAUUAACAGAAGCUAAAUUCGAAAGAAGAAAUACAGUUGAUCUGGGCCAACGAAUGAGGUUUUCGUUGGCCAGAAGUGCUAAUGCUUUAGAUACUAUCCCGUCGCCUUUGAGUCCAGUUCAGGACUUUAACGGGGAAGCCAGUCGAAGCAGGGACGAUAGGAAAGAGAAAACAUCACCGUCAUACAACAUACGAGAUAUGGCGGCGUUGUUCGAACAGAAGUCACAGAGCAGCACAAACGCCGGUUGA
Messenger RNA from Pieris macdunnoughi, 4761 nucleotides. The record is from the annotation of a GenBank genome assembly. Lineage: Eukaryota; Metazoa; Arthropoda; Insecta; Lepidoptera; Pieridae.